UUGUUUUUACGGUGUUUUAGUGAUAUUCCGUCUUUAGGAAAAACUUUGUUAGCCCAGACCGUCGCGCAGUGCCUCGACGUCCCGUUAGCCAUUUGUGAUUGCACGACUUUGACUCAGGCGGGUUACGUCGGCGAGGAUGUCGAAUCAGUGAUCAGUCGUCUUCUGCAGGACGCCAAUUUCAAUGUUGAAAGGGCUCAACAAGGGAUCGUGUUUCUGGAUGAGGUGGACAAAAUUGGCGCCGUUCCGGGCAUUCAUCAACUCAGGGACGUGGGUGGCGAGGGCGUUCAACAAGCACUGUUAAAAAUGCUCGAAGGCUCCAUUGUGAACGUGCCUCAACACGGAAACCGGAAAAUGCGAGGUGAGGUAGUGCAGGUGGACACGACCAACAUUCUUUUCGUUGCUUCCGGCGCAUUCAACGGCCUUGACAAGAUUGUCAGCAGGAGGAAACAUGAGAAGUACUUAGGCUUCGGUGUCCCGUUCACCGACAAGUCGCCGGGUCGGCGGGCAGCAGCCGAAGUGGACAUCGCGAACAUGAACUCAGAGUCAGAUCCGCUUGAAGAAAUCGCCGAAAAGGAUGCGUUGCUUCGUCAGGUAGAAGCCCACGAUUUAAUCGAAUUCGGCAUGAUUCCGGAGUUCGUCGGUAGAUUACCGAUCAUUGUCCAUUUUCACAGCUUAGACGAAAAGCUGCUUGUUCGAAUACUUACUGAGCCGAAGAACUCGUUGACUUCCCAGUAUAAAGUUCUUUUCAAGAUGGACAAGAUUGAUUUACAAUUCGACGACGACGCGUUGCUGGCGAUCGCCAAAAUGGCAAUGCGAAAGAAGAUUGGCGCCCGGGGUCUCCGUGCAAUAAUGGAGAACCUUCUGUUGGAGCCGAUGUUCGAAUCGCCGGGAACCGAUGUGACGUCGAUCCGAGUGACCGCCGAUGCGGUGAACAAAGUAUAA
This is a messenger RNA of Soboliphyme baturini, 942 nucleotides long. The record is from the annotation of a GenBank genome assembly. Lineage: Eukaryota; Metazoa; Nematoda; Enoplea; Dioctophymatida; Soboliphymatidae.